GCGCAAUUCGUUUCAAUAUAAACAAUCUGUAACACGUGAAUUCAAUUCACAGGCACAACCAUUUCGAUAAAGCUUGUUGGUCACAGGAGUUAACUUAGAGUUUCACAGUUGCCAUGGAUACCAGAGAUAGCAAUGUGUUACUUCCAAGAGAGAGUGCCAAAUUGAUCGCUAAUAACAGUAAGGAUGUUAAGAUACAUCCUGAAGGUGUAAAAAAAAUUGCCAAUCAUAUGUAUGAAUGUGCAAAGAAGAACACAUACAAUCUACAAUCCUGGCGAACAGAGCAUGAAUUAAAUCCCCAAAGUCAAGACGAGUCAGCCCUUGAUUGGGUAUUUGUGGCUGACACUCUAAACUUCUCCUUCUGGUCUGAUGACGAAUCACAAAAGUAUCGCAUCAAGUUUAACGGCAAAGAAUACACCGGAUAUUGGUCAUGGUGUGCCGCCCUCAACAGAGCUUUGAAGAAUGAUGUCAAUAUUACGGAUGCCAACUUUUACGCUAACAUAACUGAGAAAAAACUGGCUGAGAUUCUUAAAUCCGACUCAGACACGCCCAUACCUCUACUGGAGGAGAGGGUGGCUGUACUGAGGGAAGCGGGGAAAGUCCUGUUAGAGAAAUAUGAAGGAAAGUUUUUAAACUGUGUGAAGGCCUGUAACAAGAGUGCCCAGUCCCUGCUUCAGCUAGUGGUCAGGGAUUUCCCUUCAUACAGGGAUGAGGCAGAUUAUCAGGGAAAACGAGUAUCUUUCUACAAGAGGGCUCAGAUUUUAGUAGCUGAUAUAUGGGCCUGCUUUGAAGGGAAGAGCUAUGGGGAAUUCCAUGAUAUAGACACCAUUACUAUGUUUGCUGAUUAUAGAAUUCCUCAGGCAUUGUAUCAUUUUGGAGCUUUGUCUUACAGUGAGGAGCUGAUGAAAUAUCUAAAAGCAGAGAAAAUGAUGCAGACAGGGGAUCGAUAUGAAGUAGACAUUCGUGGUUGCAGUAUUUGGGCAACAGAGAUGGUUGCAGAAAAAACACGAGAAUUAAUAGAAAAAGACUCGUCACUGAAAGAUGUCUUGAUGAAUUCUAUCCUUAUAGAUCACUAUCUAUGGGAUUUCAGACGUGACCAUGCUGAGGAAAUGCGGGAUAAUAUCCCAUUCCAUCAUAUUCGAUGCAUUUACUACUGAUCAUUUUAUUUGACUUAUACAUGUACUUUCAAAAUAAAAUAAUUUUCAUUCUAAGGAAAAGAAUGU
Messenger RNA from Magallana angulata, 1220 nucleotides. Its product is annotated as queuosine salvage protein-like. The coding region runs from base 114 to 1154 and encodes 346 amino acids. Lineage: Eukaryota; Metazoa; Mollusca; Bivalvia; Ostreida; Ostreidae. The record is from RefSeq and is a predicted model, not a curated record. The transcript has 11 exons.